Molecule: messenger RNA, 2571 nt
Organism: Symsagittifera roscoffensis
Lineage: Eukaryota; Metazoa; Xenacoelomorpha; Acoela; Convolutidae
Product: SANT and BTB domain regulator of class switch recombination-like
Exons: 9
Coding region: 9-2285 (758 amino acids)
Source: RefSeq, a predicted model, not a curated record
AAUGUAACAUGAGCAAAGCCGGAAAUUUUUCGCUCGACUUUUUCCUCUCAACACUCCUGCAGAGCCGAGAGUUCCAGAGUUUGCCACACAAAGACUGGCAACUGAUUUCAGUCUUAGUUCCAGGCACAACUCCUGCAGAAUGCGAAUCACGAUUCAAUGAACUGAAUCAAGAGUUGAAAUUAGCCUCAGACUUGAAGCUAGAGAAUCAAGUCAAUGAGUCUAGAAAUGCAACUGAAAAUGUGAUUUCAAUUCCCAGUUCAAGGAAUGCGACAUCCGCGUCUUCGGCAAGCAGUGCCGGAACGAUAUCGGCGCACCCCGCAGCUGACGAGAGUGCGAGCUCUAAACCAUCUUCUCGCGAGUCACAUUCCAAGCCUAGUGACAAGAAGUCCAACUCUAAAUUCAGAACAGUUGGCGGCUCUUCUUCAGCCGGUGCUUCUGUGAUGGGUAGUGCGAACAUGGUGAUACACGUGUGUGAUGAGGCGAAGAGUAUCAAGCAGGAUUUUCACUGCCCGAGGAAUCUUCUGGUCAAAGAGAUGAAGUACUUUGCGGAGUAUCUAUCCGUAGAGACUAACAGAUGCGAAGACGUUGACAUCUCAGUACACUGCGACGUGCAAAUAUUCGACUGGCUAAUGCGCUAUGUGAAACGAGAGGGACCCAAGACAACCCCGAAACUGGAACCAAACAAUGCAGUCUCAAUCCUAAUUUCGUCAGAUUUCCUCAAAAUGGACUCUUUAGUGCAAGAAUGUAUAGAUUACUGUGCCGACAAUCUCGAAGACAUAGUUGCGACUCCUUGCAACAUGAAUUGCAUCCAAGAUCGAUUACUAACUACUCUUUGUAAUAAGUUUAAUCAUAACCAACUGGAGGCUUUGAAAGACAAAAAAGACAAGAUUCGAAGUAAACUAUUCGCGAAGAAAAUUGAACAGCUGUUUGAUUCAAGAACAGAAUACUCCGAUGCACAGUACAGUGCAUCGACAAUGUAUAAGUGUCAGUACUGUCUGAAGCUGUUGAUUCAUCCGAUACAGAGUUUGAUUCCCUGCCUGGCCAGUAGGAUGUUUGUGAACAAUAGAGGAGCAAUCAUGUACAAACAUGCGAGGGAUAUCUCGUGGGAUGUGAAUGAAUAUUUGAUAUCACUCAUUCGGGAGCUGAAGAGUUGGCGCAAUGUGUACUGGCAGGUGUGGGGUGUGGUGAACUGUCUGUACUGCAGCAAGUGCCACACCCACUUCCAAGUGAGACUCCUGGCCAACUGUCUAUUCCACACCUCACGCAUGCACACCACUCCACAAUCCACCACAACCACAGGCGACAUUGUAGAUGGUACGUUUGCAUGUUGUGGUCAGAAGUGUCCCCUAUUUAACCCCCUCUCUACUCCUGCGCUUCCAUCUGUGGCUGGGUGUUGUGUGAGAGACCACGUGAUAGACUCCACGGCUAGAGACACCCACCCCAAGAUGAUUCAGGAUCUGCUGCGGAUGAGGAAUGAAGUCUGUGUCCCAGCUGCACCUGUGUCCAAGUCGAAACAACAGGAAGUGAUUGUGAAUGUGUUCGCGAAUGAGAAGCUGCUUCUGCCGAAAGAGGACUUGUCCCUGUUUGACAAAUACAGCAACACUGCUCACACUCCCCCCACCCAAGGGGGACCCAAUGGAGGAGCACAGGACUUCUGCAUGCAUGACAUGAUGAUGCACCCUUCGACUGAUUCCGAAUCGGACAACGACGACGGAAGUCUAAGCGGCGUGAGUGAUGAUGAUGACACGAGCACUAGUAGUACUAACCAGCAGCAGCAGAGUGGAAGCAAAGGCAGGGCUUCGAGGUUCGCAACCAACAAUGCCAGUGGCGGAGGGGCAGGGGCAGGUGAUGAUGGGUCGGGUCAGAAAAGAUCGACGAGUAAGAAGAGAAGGGAUCUGAGCAAGGGCAGAGGGGGUGGAUCAGGAAGUGCAGGAGGAGGAGGGGGAGUAGUGCCUUCUGCAGGGGGAACUCGCAAGUGGGACCAGAACAGAUCCCACAGAUGGAAUCAGGAUGUGCAACGCAAUGAGGACCUCCGCCGCUUCACCGAAAUAACUCAGCAGCUGGCCAAACUCAGAGUGCAUACUAACUCGGACAAGAAAGACCUCAACCCCCCACCUGGGGGGUAUUUCGCCAGACUGGACUGGCUGUUCCGCCAGGCGGUGGCCAACAGCGCCAAACAGUCGGCAACUAGCGGGAUGUCGGGAGGAAGUGGCUCUGGCUCACAGGGGUACAGUAAAGUGAAAGGAAAGAUGGGACAACCUGGAAGUGGGGGGAAGUCAUAUUAGAGUAGUUUAGAAUACUCUAGAACAUUCUCAGAUUAGGUUUUGUAGAAUGUUCUCGAAUGAGUCAUUAAAAAUCUUCAUUUUGCAGAAAAACAAAAUUUCGCGUCUGGUGCUUUCUCUUGAAUUAAUCUGAAGGCAAAAUUAGUAUACAUAUUUUUUUUCCAUCCGUGAAUUAGUUUUUACUAUUUUAGUUGUAUUUUCAUCGCAUUUGUAGAUAUGUUGUAUAUUUAUUGUAAAAAGAUGUUCAUUGUAAAUAAAUAAUUAUCCAUUAGUUAAUCAGAUCGUACAA